CUCCCGUGCGUAGGUAGGUACCUAGGUAGAUAGGUACCUACCUAAGGUUCGCCAGCACGACUUCACUCGCAACAAUGGCCGAUCCUCAAUUUAUCCUUUCCCCUUUUCUGUUGUUCUUUUUUCUUCUCUUCACCUUCUGUUGGUUCCAGCGCGGCCCAGUGACUGCAGUUCUGCAAACACAUGGAAAGCAGAAGAAUACAAGAGUUUCUAUGAACAGAUUCAGCGACUCUCCUCUUCCAUGACAGCGGCAUACGACAGCGUACAUCGCUUAAUGCCGAGGCCACACAUAUGCAGUAUGCGCUCCAAGAACUUCGCUUUGACAUACGGAGAAAACAUGAGGGGGCGGCCUAGGUUUGUAAGACGACCGUUGAAUGGCAGGAAUUGUGCAGCUGUCUGACGCUGGCUGCCCCAGGGCUUAAGCCCAUUGUCGUUGCAAGACCAGAGCUGCCGCGUCUUUAUGCUUUCUAGCGUUCCU
Messenger RNA from Thermothelomyces thermophilus ATCC 42464, 475 nucleotides. RefSeq lists its product as uncharacterized. NCBI's taxonomy places the organism in Eukaryota, Fungi, Ascomycota, Sordariomycetes, Sordariales, Chaetomiaceae. The record is from RefSeq and is a predicted model, not a curated record. The transcript has a single exon. Bases 75 to 242 code for a protein of 55 amino acids.